This is a messenger RNA of Oryctolagus cuniculus (rabbit), 2534 nucleotides long. Lineage: Eukaryota; Metazoa; Chordata; Mammalia; Lagomorpha; Leporidae. The record is from RefSeq and is a predicted model, not a curated record.
CGCCCCUCGCACUUCCGUGUGCCUCGGCGCGGAUACGGGAGGUGGCGGCAGAGCGCCGGCUCCCGGAGCGACCCUCGGCGUCCCUCGGUCCGCGCCGAGACCCGGGCCGUCCCGCGCCGAGCCCGCUCCGACUCCGUCCAGGCGCGCCCGGGAGCCAGAGCCCGGCGCCAAGACCCCUGGCGCCAGCGCCCCUCAAGAGGUCUGCCUCUACUGGCCCAGGGAGGGCUGCCAGUCUGCUUCCCCUGGUGGUUCGUGUGUGGCAGCGGGAACCAGAACUAAGACAUUUGGGAGCUGGGAGCGCCAGACUCCAGGCAGGCAGGCGUGGGAGAUCCUUCCAGACUGCUGUGUUCGUCUCUGUGCUCGUGUGUGCAUUCCAGUGCGUGGUAUCCCGUGUGCACGUGGCUCCUGUGUGGCCAGGCCCCACCAUGGCUCCCUUCCUGCGCAUCUCCUUCAAUUCCUACGAGCUGGGCUCCCUGCAGGUGGAGGACGAGACGAACCAGCCCUUCUGUGCCGUGAAGAUGAAGGAGGCGCUCAGCACAGAGCGUGGGAAGACACUGGUGCAGAAGAAGCCGACCAUGUACCCAGAGUGGAAGUCGACGUUCGACGCUCACAUCUACGAGGGCCGGGUCAUCCAGAUUGUGCUGAUGCGGGCGGCCGAGGAGCCCAUGUCUGAGGUGACCGUGGGCGUAUCAGUGCUGGCCGAGCGCUGCAAGAAGAACAAUGGCAAGGCCGAGUUCUGGCUGGACCUGCAGCCCCAGGCCAAGGUGCUGAUGUCUGUGCAGUAUUUCCUGGAGGACGGGGAUUGUAAGCAGUCUUUGCGUACGGAGGAAGAAGGAAUGUUAUCAACGAUCAACCGCCGUGGGGCCAUCAAACAGGCCAAAAUCCACUACAUCAAGAACCACGAGUUCAUUGCCACCUUCUUUAGGCAGCCCACCUUCUGUUCUGUGUGCAAGGAGUUCGUGUGGGGUCUCAACAAGCAAGGCUACAAAUGCAGGCAAUGCAACGCCGCCAUCCACAAGAAAUGCAUUGACAAGAUCAUCGGCCGCUGCACCGGCACGGCGGCCAACAGCCGGGACACCAUAUUCCAGAAAGAACGCUUCAACAUCGACAUGCCGCACCGAUUCAAGGUUCACAACUACAUGAGCCCCACCUUCUGUGACCACUGCGGCAGCCUGCUCUGGGGGCUGGUGAAGCAGGGCAUGAAGUGUGAAGACUGUGGCAUGAACGUGCACCACAAGUGCCGGGAAAAGGUGGCCAACCUCUGCGGCAUCAACCAGAAGCUCUUGGCCGAGGCCUUGAACCAAGUCAGCCAGAAGUCGACGCGGAGGCAGGACUCGGUGUCCACAGAGCCUGUGGGGAUCUACCAGGGUUACGAGAAGAAAGGCGUCUCUGGGGACGAUGCCCCAGACAACAACGGGACUUACGGCAAGAUCUGGGAGGGCAGCAGCACGUGCCACAUCGACAACUUCACCUUCCACAAAGUCCUGGGCAAGGGCAGCUUCGGGAAGGUCAUGCUCGCAGAGCUGAAGGGCAAAGGGAAGUUCUUUGCCGUCAAGGUCCUCAAGAAGGACGUGGUUCUGGUGGACGAUGACGUGGAGUGCACCAUGGUGGAGAAGCGGGUGCUGGCGCUCGCCUCCGAGAACCCCUUCCUGGCUCAGCUUUUAUGCACCUUCCAGACCAAGGAACACCUGUUCUUCGUGAUGGAGUUCCUCAACGGGGGAGACUUGAUGUACCACAUCCAGGACAAAGGCCGCUUCGAGCUGUACCGGGCCACGUUUUACGCAGCGGAGAUCAUCUGUGGACUGCAGUUUCUACACAACAAAGGGAUCAUUUACAGAGACCUCAAGCUGGACAACGUGUUGCUGGACCGGGAUGGCCACAUCAAGAUCGCUGACUUCGGGAUGUGCAAGGAGAACAUGUUCGGGGAAAACCGGGCCAGCACCUUCUGCGGCACUCCUGACUACAUCGCCCCCGAGAUCCUGCAGGGCCUGAAGUACACGUUCUCUGUGGACUGGUGGUCCUUCGGGGUCCUCCUCUAUGAGAUGCUCAUUGGCCAGUCGCCCUUCCACGGGGACGACGAGGACGAACUCUUUGAGUCCAUCCGCGUGGACACGCCACAUUAUCCCCGCUGGAUCACCAAGGAGUCCAAGGACAUUCUGGAGAAGCUGUUUCAGAGGGACCCACCCAGGAGACUGGGCAUGACAGGAAACAUCAGAGCCCACCCCUUCUUCAAGACCAUCAACUGGAUCCUGCUGGAGAAGCGGAGGGUGGAGCCCCCCUUCACGCCCAAAGUGGUGAGUGACCCCCACCCUGCUCUGUGUGCCCGGCUGGGCUCUCCCUCCGUGGCCCUGCCCCCUCCUGUGUCCGGUCACGCACUAUCCUCCUCUCCCUGUUCUCCACUGGCAUCCUCAUUCAUAACCCAUCUUUCGCUGUUAGUCAUUCAACAAACAUCAGAAACUGCAUAUGGAUCCAGAGUCUCUCUCCCCCCACCCCAAAGCUUGCUUUAUUUACUUAUUUGAAAGGCAGACCUACAG